AUUUAUUUGUUGCUAUAAACAACGUUUUUAAAGGGUGUUUGUAAAACUCGCCGUCGGAGUGAAAAUGUUCAAGAAUACAUUUCAAAGUGGAUUUCUUUCAAUACUUUAUAGUGUUGGCAGUAAACCUCUCCAGAUAUGGGAUAAAAGCGUAAUGAAUGGACAUAUAAAAAGAAUAACAGACAAUGAUAUACAGUCACUUGUGUUAGAGCUGAUGGGAACUAACGUCAGCACCACAUUCAUCACUUGUCCGGCGGAGCCUAAGCGAAGUUUAGGCAUUAAGUUACCAUUCCUUGUGAUGAUUAUUAAAAAUCUAAAGAAAUAUUUCACCUUUGAAGUCUUGAUUUUAGAUGAUAAGAAAAUUAGGCGGAGAUUUCGAGCUAGCAACUAUCAGAGUACCACUCGUGUAAAACCUUUUAUUUGUACCAUGCCAAUGCGCUUGGAUGAAGGAUGGAACCAAAUUCAGUUUAACCUUUGUGACUUCACAAGACGCGCCUACGGAACUAAUUACGUCGAAACGUUGAGAGUACAAGUUCAGUACACAUCAGUUGGUAGCUGAUGACGUUUAAGUACAGUUAUAUUACUUUUGUCGUCCUCUUAUGCCGGUUUAUUCCUGGAUGUAGAAAGAAGGCAGACUUUUUCAACAAGUAUCUUUCUAAUAUGAAGUUCAAAAUAGUAAGAUAUUAUCAAUUAGUAGUUAUAUUUGAUUGAUAUUGAUGUUUCCUUUUUUGCAUCGUACGACUAAGGGUCUGUUUGGAUUUGUUAACAAGUGAAUUUAUGGUGCUAAACUAUGAGAUUACUGAAGUUCAAAUUACCCCAAUUUCAGAAGCUGUCAUUUAGAAUCUUUGAAUAGUAAAGAAGCUAAGUUCAUACUGGAUAUAUCAUGCAAACAGUGUUGUCGGAUCACUCUGGGAAAUCAAUCAACACUACAAAGAUUCAUAAUGAAAGUAAUAUGUUAUUAUGAGUUUGGAAAUAAGCUCAAAGGAUUGUACUUUAUAAAGUCGUCACUAUUCUUGAAUACCAAGAUAUUAAAGUUUUACUAAAUUGUCGCUUUCCCGACACAGAAUAGACAAAUAAUCUAAAUGACGAUACUUUUUAUUUACUUAUAGCUCUUCUUUAUAUAUAUGGAUCUUUUUGGCAGAAUAUGCCAUCUCUGGCGAAUAGUAAUUGGAAUCCACUUUGAGUUGUGUUGUAUUAAUUAUUGGUGUCAGUGGUAUUGAUAGAAUAAAGUGAGGCUUUACAGAUGAACGUCAUUAAUACAAGGCUUAACAAGUUUCAUGCUAGUAUUGUCGAAGACUGGGUAUUAAAUAAACAUGAAAAACAAUAAAAACGAUAAACAUAUAGUGUGAAAGAUAUUGAAUGACAGGAGGCUUCCAUAUCGUGAGGGGAGAUGGAGUCUAAGUUUAUUUUUUGUUAGCAGACUUCAGUAAUAUCAUUCAACUUCUUAAACUGUUGAUUAUGCUGACAUUUAAGUACUCGUUGAGGGGUCUUGUAGCUGGCUGCAAUAAACUUAUCAUUGAUGUCAAAUUUGUUUGCUCUAAAAUGUCUAUGUUUAUAAAGAUAUAAAUAUAGUGGUUUUCGUAUUUUAGAUUCAUGCCAACUGUCGCAUACGCAGAGUCUACUUUUGUGAUCGGUUGUAUUCAGAAAGCGAGCUACCCCCAGAGUUCAAAUUGUAUCUUCCAGUUCAACAAAAAGUAGCUGCUUCUUGAUCUUGAGAGAAGGCAUUGAGAAAUACAUAAAAAACAACAUAAUAGGAUGUUCAUUUAAUGCCUGUGAGAAAUUUAUUUGUAAAAUGAGCCAAGUAAAUAAUAACUCAGAUAAAAAUAUUUUCUUUAUGUGCUUAUCAGCUCGCGAGGAUUAAAACCUGUGAAAUAAU
Schistosoma bovis is the source of this 1873-nucleotide messenger RNA. The record is from the annotation of a GenBank genome assembly. Lineage: Eukaryota; Metazoa; Platyhelminthes; Trematoda; Strigeidida; Schistosomatidae.